AUGCAUAAGAAUACCAAACGGUGGUCAAAGACAGCCAUGGCGGUACAUGUCUUUGAUACGGGACAUAGAAUAAGUCCGGAGAAUGUGGAAGUUUCAAGACGGGGACUGCGAUUCACACUACAGCGGCUGAUUGCCGAGGCGGUGGAAAACACUAAACGUCACAGCGUGAAUAAAAUCGAUGGUCUGGAACUGGCGAGCUUACGUAAAACAGCUGGACGGAAAGCAAUGAAAUACCGGAAAUACCGAGACGAAGCUUCAUUCUUAAGUGAUUCGGUUGUCUCGCCACCCCCUGGGACUAAUGGGAACUGGAGCAAAUUGCUGAAAGCACUACUAAGAACGCAAACAGCGUACGCUGGAACUCCUCCAAGCGACAUAAGGACGCCCUUUUUGUCACUCUUUCGAAGGCACCUGUCCGACGAACGCCGAUUUGCAGUACCGACAUCCAUUUGGAAAGUACUGCGGUAG
Molecule: messenger RNA, 465 nt
Organism: Opisthorchis viverrini
Lineage: Eukaryota; Metazoa; Platyhelminthes; Trematoda; Opisthorchiida; Opisthorchiidae
Exons: 3
Coding region: 1-465 (154 amino acids)
Source: RefSeq, a predicted model, not a curated record